Messenger RNA from Microthlaspi erraticum, 1533 nucleotides. The record is from the annotation of a GenBank genome assembly. NCBI's taxonomy places the organism in Eukaryota, Viridiplantae, Streptophyta, Magnoliopsida, Brassicales, Brassicaceae.
AUGGCUUUGAUAACUUUACUUGAAAUCUCGAUUUAUUUCCUUUGUUUCUCCUUCCUCUACGGAAUUUUCUUGAUUAGCAAGAAACCUCACCGUUCGUUUCUAACGAGCUGGCCGUUCCUUGGUAUGCUUCCGGGUCUAAUCGUAGAGAUCCCUCGUGUCUACGACUAUGUAACCGAGCUUCUCGAAGCCUCAAACUUAACCUACCCUUUCAAGGGCCCGUGGUUCGGAGGCCUCGACAUGUUGAUCACCGUUGAUCCGGCUAAUAUUCACCACAUCAUGAGCUCAAACUUCGCCAAUUACCCGAAAGGAUCCGAGUUCAACAAGAUAUUCGAUAUUUUGGGAGAUGGGAUCUUCAACGCGGAUAAUGAUUUAUGGAAGGAUCUGAGGAAAUCAGCUCAAAGCAUGAUGAGCCAUCAGGAGUUUCAAAGGUUUACACUAAGAACAAGCAUGAGUAAGCUAGAGAAAGGUCUUGUCUCACUUCUUGAUCACGUUGCUGAGAAGAAGCUAGUGGUUGACUUACAAGAUGUGUUCCACAGAUUCACGUUCGACACUACGUUUGUUUUAGCGACUGGGAUAGAUCCAGGUUGUCUCUCGAUAGAUAUGCCGGAGAUCGAGUUUUCUAGAGCGUUAGACGAAGCAGAGGAAGCGAUUUUCUUCAGAUAUGUCACGCCGGAGAUGGUUUGGAAGAUGCAAAGAUUCAUUGGGUUUGGAGAUGAGUUGAAGAUGAAAAGAGCUCACUCGACUUUCGAUAGAGUUUGCUCUAAGUGCAUAGCUUCCAAGAGAGAUGAGAUAUCCAGUGGGGUUACUAACAUCGACUCUUCUUGUCAAGAUUUGUUGAUGUCUUACAUGAAUGUUGACACGGCCAAGUACAAGUUUUUGAAUCCGAGUGAUGAAAAAUUCCUCAGGGACAUGAUCUUAAGCUUCAUGUUAGCAGGGAGAGACACUACAGGCUCUGCUCUCACUUGGUUCUUCUGGCUUCUCUCCAAGAACCCCAAAGCAACAACCAAGAUUCGUCAAGAAAUCAACCAAAAUCUAUCUCCAACAACCAGUGAGUCUGAUUCUGAUUCAUUUGAUCCUCAAGAGCUAAACAAGUUGAUGUAUUUACAUGGAGCCUUGUUUGAAGCUCUCAGGCUAUAUCCACCGGUUCCAUUUCAGCAGAAGUCUCCUACCAAACCGGAUGUUCUUCCGAGUGGACAUAGAGUUGAUGCGGGUUCGAAGAUUGUGUUCUGUGUUUAUUCAUUAGGGAGAAUGAAAUCGAUUUGGGGAGAAGAUGCAUCAGAGUUUAAACCGGAGAGAUGGAUUUCGGAGAGUGGAAAGUUGAUUCAUGUGCCAUCUUUUAAGUUCUUAUCUUUCAACGCCGGUCCAAGGACUUGUUUGGGAAAAGAUGUGGCUUUGACGCAGAUGAAGAUAGUGGCUGUGAAACUCAUACAGAACUAUGAGAUAAAGGUCGUUGAAGGGCACAAGGUUGAGCCAGUUCCUUCUGUUAUUCUUCACAUGAAGCAUGGUCUUAAAGUUCUUGUCACAAAGAGAUGA